Molecule: messenger RNA, 326 nt
Organism: Telopea speciosissima
Lineage: Eukaryota; Viridiplantae; Streptophyta; Magnoliopsida; Proteales; Proteaceae
Product: soluble inorganic pyrophosphatase-like
Exons: 3
Coding region: 10-285 (91 amino acids)
Biological process (GO): phosphate-containing compound metabolic process
Cellular component (GO): cytoplasm
Molecular function (GO): magnesium ion binding; inorganic diphosphate phosphatase activity
Source: RefSeq, a predicted model, not a curated record
AAGGUAAAAAUGGCUAGCAAUGAUGGAGAAGGGAGCCAGAAGAAUUCAAAAUUUCCUCCAGUUGUUCUUAAUGAGAGGAUACUUUCUUCCAUGUCUCGAAGAUCUGUUGCUGCUCAUCCAUGGCAUGACCUUGAGAUUGGACCUGGUGCACCAGCUGUUUUCAAUUGUGUAAUUGAAAUUGGGAAGGGUAGCAAGGUCAAGUAUGAGCUUGACAAGAAGUGGCCUUAUAAAAGUAUGAUUUCUCCACUUGAUUCCUUUUUUGUCAUUGCUCAGUAUUGCUAUUAAAAUGCCCAUUUGUCUUACUUGUGGACUGGCUUAAAUAUGUU